Messenger RNA from Paramecium sonneborni, 970 nucleotides. The record is from the annotation of a GenBank genome assembly. Lineage: Eukaryota; Ciliophora; Oligohymenophorea; Peniculida; Parameciidae.
UAUAAAAUGGGAAACUAAAAUGCUAGAAUAGAUGAUAGCAAUCCUUAACCCAAUUUUACUAUCCAACAUAAUCCAUAUGCUAUACAGUAAAAUACAAUAAAUUCUAAUACAAAUCAAAUCCUAAGUCCUGAAGAAUUUUAAUAAUAGAAUAUUUAAAUUGCUAAUUAAUAAUAAUCUCCAGAUUUAUAAGCACAACUAAUUUAAUAAGGAAUUCCUAUUGUGUAAACGUUUGAGAUUGCAUAAAUACCUUAACAGUUAAUUUCAAAUUAACUUAAAGAUUAACCAUUCAAAAUAUAAAAACAAGAAAUUCUUAAGGCACUUAUCAUGUAUCUAGUAAUAUAAGUUAUUUCAUUUAUAUUAUUUUUUUGGUUAUAUAUGAAAUUUUCGAAAUAAACACAAUCUGUUUAAAUAAACCUUCCAGAUUGGUGGACUAUUAUAAUUGUACAUCUUUUAGUAAUUAUAUCAGGAAAAUUUUAAUUUUUUUAAAAAGUAAUCAUCAUUAUAUAAUAUAGAAUUCGAUUGCAAUAAUCAGAACUUUAAUCAUAUUAAUGAAUUUAUGUUUAUUUAAUGCAAAAGCCUUUUUUUUUAACUAAUAAUAUAGUAGUUUUAAUGAAAAUCAACAAAUUGAGGCUCUUUAAUUACUUAUAGUAAUCUUAAUAACGAUAUUGUAUAUUAAUUCUGAAUAGAUAGAGAUCAGUUUAAAAAGUAAUAAUAUUUAAAAAAUAAUUUAGAGUAUUAUAAAAUUUUACUUCCUUGUUUAUUGAUAGGAUUUGUAACUAUAUUCUUUAAUAUUUUUCUGAUUAUAAUUGUGUUCUUCAGUGGAACUAUUUUAUUAAUUGUGCUUAGAUAAUUGAUGAAUGGGAGAGUAUAUUUUGAAUUUAUUAUAUAGUUUCAAUUACAAAAAGGUUAGACUUUUGGGAUAUGUAAUGCAAUUUUUUUAGGAUUAUUAGUUCCAUGCAAUAUAUGUUGA